Belonocnema kinseyi is the source of this 1344-nucleotide messenger RNA. RefSeq lists its product as uncharacterized. The record is from RefSeq and is a predicted model, not a curated record. The transcript is spliced from 3 exons. Gene Ontology annotation, molecular function: calcium ion binding. Bases 1 to 1344 code for a protein of 447 amino acids. NCBI's taxonomy places the organism in Eukaryota, Metazoa, Arthropoda, Insecta, Hymenoptera, Cynipidae.
AUGAGGUUAUUAUUUUCAUUCGUAAUAUCUUCUUUCAUAAUAAUAGGAACGAGAUCUCAAAAUUUGAAGUUAACAACACAAGUGGAAGAAAUCAAUAUAGACGAUGAAGACGUGGGACAUGUGGUAACAACAGAGCAAGUUCUGGAUCCAAAAAUAAAACUUGUCAAUUCAGCAGAUAUCGACGAGGAUGACGAAGAGGCGGAUCCGAGUUGGGAUAAGAAUUCAGCAAUAUGCGACGUUGCCUACUUUCUGCGUGCUCACAAGUUUGAGGACUAUGAUAGAAGAUAUUUUACUGAGAUUAGCGAGUCUCCGAAACGGCAUUUCCAAGAAUUUCCGAAGCCGCAACUUAAAGCGCUGCACUGGGAAGUUCACAAGGAGUGUGAAGCAGGCUUUGUACAGUGCCUUAAGUAUCUUCAAAGGAUCGCGAAUCUCAUGGCUCUGAGGCGAAAAGCUGACACCGUCACGGUUAUGUGGGAGAACAAUUGGAGUCUGACUAACAAUACGCAACAGAUAUUCAGAGCCCAAAAGGAGUGUCAGCUGGCACAGAAGAGAGACGAGAUCACCCACGUGCCGUUCCAAGGACCACUUGAACGAUUUCAAUGGCGCACGUCCGCAAGUUACUACAUGUGUUGGUUCACAAUGCUCGGUACGCCUGAAUUGACCCAUUUUGGACAACCGUGUGAUAACCAUGCCGAUUGCUUGGGAAUUUAUGGAGCUCAUAACAAAGAUCCAAGAGCAGAAGAUAAAAAACCCUUUGCCUGUGCACUCUACAGCUUUUGCCCCGAUACCUGCUGUCCUAUAAAACAUAUCUGGUAUUGGAAAGAUUGUUUCCAGUCCAAGGUGAAUCCUUGUUACGACGAAAAUCCUCCAGCAAAUCGCAAGUGUUAUCUCAACCGCGAGCAGAACCGAGAUUUUAAAUCCUUGAUGAAAAACGAAAUCAACGUAACUUGCAAGUGUUCAGAUGCAGGAUACGAGUGGUCCUCCAGAUUUGGUUUGUGCGUGGACGUGAAUGAGUGCGGUAGAGAAACUCACAAUUGUUAUCUGAAAUCAGGACAAAGCUGUUUAAACCUGCCUGGAAAUUUUGACUGUGUCUGUCGUAUCGGUUACAUUUAUAACCCACAAGAAAAAAAGUGUCAAUCGAGUUCUAAACUAGAAAACCUGUUAGGAAAAUUAACUAGAAAGCAUAAAAAUGAGACUGAAAUUAAGAGCAUUUUUGCUUUGAUUUUUGAAAAAUUAGGCAAAUCAUCUGGCAGUGUUUCUAGUAUAAGCUCUUUACUCUUUAUGGAGUUUAUAGUUAUAAUGAAUAAAACAAUUCUUUAUUCUCUGUUGGUUUUAUUCAAAUAA